GCGGGCGCACGCGUGCGAGCGGUCUGAUCAGCAUGUCUCUUUCCCUGCUGUACAGCAGAUUCCUGAAGGGACCUGAUCUCCUUGUGGAAGCAUUAUGUACUGCACCCGCUUAAGGACGCUGCAGCUGGUCGUCAUGGCAACGCUGUGGGUGACACCAGUGAGGGCGGGGACAGACUGCAGGUAUGGCUGCCGACUAAACAACAUGACCAUCACCGUGGAGAGAGAGGACUGUCACGGAAGCAUCACCAUCACCACCUGCGCCGGCCUGUGCGAAACGACGGAUCUGAACUAUCAGAGCACAUGGCUGCCGCGCUCCCAGGGGGCGUGUAACUUCAAGGACUGGUCCUACGAGAAGGUCUACCUGGAAGGCUGUCCAUCCGGGGUUGACCCCUUCUUCAUACCCGUUGCCAAGAGCUGCGAUUGCAUCAAAUGCAAGACGGACAACACCGACUGUGAUCGCAUAAGCAUGGCAACACCCAGCUGCUUAGGAAGCCCACUAGAAAUGUAAUACUGUAGAGUUAGGCUGUUGCAGCAGCCACAGUUUAUGUUAAGCAACGGUUUGACUAUUCUAUGGUACUGUUUCCAUUGUUGAUGUGCUAUCACAAUAAAACACUACGGAAGUCUAAAA
Salmo salar (Atlantic salmon) is the source of this 628-nucleotide messenger RNA. RefSeq names its product follicle stimulating hormone subunit beta (gene fshb). Gene Ontology annotation, biological process: ovulation; G protein-coupled receptor signaling pathway. The record is from RefSeq and is a predicted model, not a curated record. Gene Ontology annotation, molecular function: hormone activity. Gene Ontology annotation, cellular component: cytoplasm; extracellular region. NCBI's taxonomy places the organism in Eukaryota, Metazoa, Chordata, Actinopteri, Salmoniformes, Salmonidae.